CAUCAAACUCCUGCAGCGGGAAACAACCUGUUCACCGCUCCCACAUUCCUGCAGCGAUGAUGGCGUCAUGAAGUGUUCCUCAAACAUCACUGACAUUCCGAUACUUACAUCAAACCCUCAUCAUCCACAGGACUGAGCUCCAAACUCCUGACGCUUCUUACAGCAGAACCAUCAUGAUGUUGGAAAUCUACCUGGUAAUGACAAUUGCUGCCAGUGCUGUUUCUCAAGAGGCAGAAGAGCCUGUAUCAUAUACGUGCACAGAAGGCUAUGAAUAUGAUCCCAUUAAAGAGGUAUGCAAAGAUAUUGAUGAGUGUGCCCUUGUCUCUGAUGCCUGCAAAGGAGGCAUGAAGUGCAUAAACCACUAUGGUGGCUACCUCUGCCUCCCUCAGAAUGCCCAGAUUUUUUUCACUAAUGGAGACGAACCAUCCCAGCGCACAGACCCUAUUCCCCAAACCCCCCUACCGCUAAACCCAACUAACCCACAGACCCCUCAAACUUGCACCCAGUCAAACCAUAGAGGUGUAGCAGCUGGAGCCACACAGUGCUUGCUGGGUUUUACACUGGAUGAGCAAAACUACUGCCAAGAUGUAGAUGAAUGCUCUCAAGGCCUACACACCUGCAAUGCAGACCAGAUCUGCUAUAACACCAGAGGCUCUUACACCUGUCAGUGUCAUCCUGGAUACCAGAAACAUGGAGAACAGUGUGUGGAUAGAAAUGAGUGUAUGCUAUCACACUACUGCAUGCACAGAUGUGUGAACACUGCUGGCUCAUAUCACUGUGAAUGUAAAGAUGGCUACCAGCUCGCCAGCAACAACCACAGCUGUGUAGAUGUGAAUGAGUGUGAUCUGACUCAGCCGUGCCAACAUCAGUGCUUCAACCUCCUGGGCUCAUAUAUCUGUCAGUGUGAUCAGGGUUAUGAACUUGCGCCGGAUUCAGUCUCUUGUGUGGACAUCGAUGAGUGCGCAUUCUCCAGCUACAUGUGCCAGUAUGUGUGUAUUAACAGCCCCGGUGGAUAUUCCUGCAUCUGCCCAGAGGGAUAUCAGCUGCAGAGAACAAGAAUGUGUCAAGACAUCAAUGAGUGUGACACAGGCCAUGAGUGUAGGGAAGAUGAGAUGUGCUGGAACUAUUACGGAGGUCAUCGCUGUUACCCUCAGAACCCGUGUCUGGAGCCUUACGUGCUGACAUCGGAAAACCGGUGUUCAUGCCAGUCUGCGGGUGCAUGUCGAGGCCUGUCGCAGUCUAUUGUUUACAAAUAUAUGAGCAUUCAUUCAGAGCGCACCGUACCAGCAGAUAUCUUUCAGAUUCAAGCCACAAACAUCUUCCCCAGUGCACACUACACCAAAACUAUAAAAGAUGGAAAAGAUGGCAAAGAGUUCAAGAUAAGAACAUCAUCCAAUGUUGGUGCGAUGCUGGUCUUGACCAAGUCCCUGGAGGGCCCUCAGGAGCUGAUCGUUGAUCUGGAGAUGAUCACUCAACACACAGUGAUGAACUAUCGCUCAAGCUCUUUACUACGGCUCACCAUCAUUGUGGGACCCUACCCCUUCUAACACUACUGCUGCUUCACACAUUUAUAUAUAUCCAGACUGCUUGCAUUAAAGUUACACGCAGCGACGGUUAGAUGUUAUAAACUGCUGACUGUUCUAAUGUGUCUUUGUCUUGCAGUCAUAAAAAAAAUAACCUGAAUCUUAUUCAGGGCUCCAGACUGCCACUAAAAUGGUUGCCAAUGUGACAAAAAAUAACAUUUUAUGUUGAUAAUUUAAAAUCUAAAAACUUUAUUGGUUUUGUCAUAUUUCAUCAUCGUCUGAGGCCAAGUCGCAUGGAGAGAUGGUGUUGAGAGGAUAUUUAGUGUGAUGGAUCUCCUUGAUCAACCACUGAAAAGUAUUCAUCAACAGAAUAGAAUGGAUGCUUUUGAAUGAAUUUCUACUGUAUAUGAAGGAUGGGUGAUUGUUAGUCACACACAAGUACAGCACAUUUACCAAAAGCAUCAUCUUAUUGUGAGUUUAUUCACAUUUGCAAGUAAGAGCUCUGCUUGCUUUCAGAGUUUGUCAGUUAAAAUACUGGGGACCGUUUAUAGGUUUGAAAACAAACAUCUCAAACCGUUAGACAGCCUCUGCAUCAUGAACUGAUGUGGUGGGAAUAACACGACUGGUGCCAUGCUUCAAUAUAAAUGACACACAUUUCCAUUACUAAACUAUAACCAUUACUAAAAAUGAGCAGUUAUGUUCUGUAACAGUUUCAUAUCAAAUAUAAAUUGGGAUUCUUUUUUAAUCAGAAAUUUGUAAACACAUUGACGAAAACUCAUUUAAGCCACAUCACAGGAAAUUCACAUUUUUAAAUCCUUCAACAAUUGGCACCCUUUAAUUCCAUUCCAAAAUUCUUUCAUUUGAUUGUAAUCAACAUUAUACUACAAAUGCUUAAAUUUGCAGUUUCAAAUCUUGCCUGACUGACAGGCUUUUAUUUUUUAUUUUUUUAUCGGAGGCAUAUCAGUAAUAAUGGUGUGUUUGGUCUUUUCAGAGUGAAAUAACAUCAGAUAGAUUACUGCAGCUGCUUCACCAAAACUAAUCAGAGAUUACAUUUAAUUGCAAGUUAUAGGGCAGAUCUUAAAUGGAGUAUAUAAGCGGUUAGGCAUAAAUUUGUAAUAAUGAUCUUGAAAAAAAAAAAAAAAAAAAGUAAAUUCCUAAGUACAUUCUAAUUGUCCGUUGUCAUUUUUAAGUCUGGAGCCCUGCUAAUUUAAGAACAAGCAUUUACUCAGUGCCAUGUCAUAUUAAAUGUUCCUGCAAUUGUUUGCACUUUCAUUCAUUGAUCUGAAGGUGUACGUGACUGAACGACUCUACUGUAUGAACAGCUUUCUUUUGCUGACUAUUGCUUAACUGUUGUCAGCAGACAGUACUGUUUUGCACAGUAAUGUUGAGUUACAUCUACCUAAUUUUUUUAUUUUUUUUUGAAGGGGCACAAAUUUUGGAGUCCUUUCUAUCUAACCCGAACCUGUAAAUUUUGGUCACUAAUAGAUAUAAGAUCUUUCAGUUGAUGUGUAUUUUGUCAAACAGAGAAAGUGAAAGUAGUGACCUCUGGCCAGCCCCCGGUAUGGGUAUCAUAUGUUGGUUUAUUACAUUGCUAACCUAUGUUUUGCACUGAUGACAUGAAAAUAACCUGAUUCUAGCUGUGCAAUUUCUCAUAAUUCAUCUGCUUUCAAAUAAAUAGGCUUCAGCCUGACAUUACUCACUAGCUGAAACACAGAUAUCUCAGAGCUUCUAACAAGGAUGAAAAAAUAAAAUGUUAAUAUCCUGUUAUAGAACUUUUGGUCUUUAAUAAAAUGACCUUGGUUAUUUGUACGCUGAACAAAAACAGUUAAAAAUAAAGUGAAAUACAUCUGU
Molecule: messenger RNA, 3374 nt
Organism: Cyprinus carpio (common carp)
Lineage: Eukaryota; Metazoa; Chordata; Actinopteri; Cypriniformes; Cyprinidae
Product: EGF-containing fibulin-like extracellular matrix protein 1
Exons: 13
Coding region: 174-1547 (457 amino acids)
Molecular function (GO): calcium ion binding
Source: RefSeq, a predicted model, not a curated record